Molecule: messenger RNA, 2172 nt
Organism: Copidosoma floridanum
Lineage: Eukaryota; Metazoa; Arthropoda; Insecta; Hymenoptera; Encyrtidae
Product: annulin-like
Biological process (GO): peptide cross-linking
Molecular function (GO): protein-glutamine gamma-glutamyltransferase activity
Source: RefSeq, a predicted model, not a curated record
AUGAAAGGGGAGAAUCAUACGCGAUCGGUUCUAACGAUUGUCCAUGUGGACUAUUGCGUGGCAGAAAAUGCAAAAGCUCACCGUACCUCGCGCUACGAGGUGUCAAAUCGGCCUAGCGGCGAAGCUCUGCUGGUGGUGCGUCGUGGUCAGUCCUUCGUCCUUGACUUGACGCUGUCGCGCAAUUACGAUCCUGCGAUUGAUAACAUUUCCAUGGUCUUUACCUAUAAUGGUGCCAAGAAGUCGUGGCAUAGGAGCUUUGAUGUCACCUCGAAUGAAUUGCAUUCAAAUGCGACGUCUAAAGGCAUCUGGCAGACUAUUGUGGAGUCCUACGAAGGAAACUUGCUCAAGAUCAAGGUUACUCCAGCAGCAGAUGCCAUUAUAGGAAAAUGGCUAACAGAAAUUGAUACGAAAACGCAAGGCUUCGAGCGUGCAGACAGUUUUAAUGUCAAGAAUCCGUUUUACGUGAUAUUUAAUCCAUGGUGCCAAGAGGACUUGGUAUACUUGGAAAACGAGUCGGAGCGCCAGGAAUACGUUAUGGAGGAGACGGGCCUGAUAUGGCAGAACAACGUAAAUCACAUGACAUCGGUCCCCUGGAGUUACGCGCAGUUUGGGGAGGACAUACUGGACUGUACCCUUUACUUAAUAACAAACGUCAAACAGGUCCGGAUCGCCAAUCGCAAUAAUCCUAUCGCCAUCACGCGCAACUUGUCAGCUGCGAUAAACAAGCAGAACGACAAUGGCGUGUUAUGGGGAAAUUGGUCAGAACGUAAAGAAGCUUACAGUGACGGUAAGUUUCCGUCCCAUUGGGUGGGCUCGCAAAAGAUCCUCCAGCAGUACUACCAGACAAAGACGCCUGUCAAGUACGGCCAAUGUUGGGUUUUUGCUGGUGUCCUCACAACAGUUUGCCGAGCCCUGGGCUUACCCUGCCGACCAGUUACGAACUACGAGAGCGGACAUGACAGUGAGAAUAAUUCCACAAUUGAUGUGUACCUUGAUCAGAAUGGCAUGAGAAUAAAAAACAUGAGCGAUUCUUGGUGGAACUUUCACGUCUGGAACGAAGUGUGGAUGAAGAGACCGGAUCUAUCCGAUGUCUACAAUGGCUGGCAGGUGAUUGAUGCCACGCCCCAAGAAGCACCAUUUUACCUUGGUCCUACUUCUGUGGUAGCCGUAAAACAAGCAGAUUUAAAUUGUCACUACGACACUGGCUUUGUUUAUGCUGAGGUCAACGCUGAUAAACUGAUAUGGAAAUACGACAAAUCGUCUCAGACAUCUACUCUUCUUUACAACGAAAUUAGUAGCAUUGGACAGAAUAUCAGUACGAAAGCGGUUGGCAAAUGGGAACGCGAGGAUAUAACACACACGUACAAGUAUCCAGAGAAGUCUAGCGAAGAGCGAUUGAUCAUGUACAAAGCGCUCCUUAAGAGCCAGUCACGUAGCCGCCACUACCUCAUCGACGGGUUCCAUGAGGUGAAGUUCAAUUUAGAGCUAAAACAUGACAUCAUGAUUGGCCAGCCCUUCAGUGUCGCGCUGAAGAUGCAAAACGUAAGCAACGUGCGAUGGCACACGGUGUCGGUGAUACUGCGCGUGGACGCAAAGACGUACACAGGCCGGAUGGGCGAACCGGUCGCGCGAUUAGACACCGAGCGCUUAAUAAAACCUGGCCAAACGGACGAGGUGUUUCUUGAGGUAUCCUGGGAGAAGUACCAGCCACGACUGAUCAGCCAAGGCUGUUUCAAUAUCUCUUACUUCGCCACGGUCAAGGAAACCAGUUUAGAGUACACCAACCAAGUUGAUUUUUGCGUCAAAAAGCCCGAAAUUGUUAUUGAGUUAAGCAACCAACCGUACGUAGAUGAGUGGCUUGCGGUGACAGCACGUUUUACGAAUCCCCUGCCGAUAGCCCUGAAAGGCGGCAAGUUCAUUUUUACGGGUCCAGGUCUACAGAUACAGCACAAACUUACCCAUGAUGUCGAUGCCGGUGCCGAAGCUGUCGCCCAGUUCCAGGUACUGCCAAUGUUUGCAGGCAUGACCACGAUGAUUGCAAAAUUUAAUUCCAAGGAACUCAAUGACGUCAACGGUUACUUCAACUUUGUGGUACAGCCCAAGCUGUGAGGGGAUUGCGUGGAAGUAAUAUCAUUGAUGGUUCUUAGUUAGAUUACCUCGUAAUGGUUUAGU